GCACGUGUAGACGUCAUUCCGUGCGUUUGCAGAAGUAACCGCAGUGAUUCGUGUGAGUGUGACACAACACGCAGUUUGUGGCGUUAUCAAAUGUAAACACAAACGUAAACAGAAGUCAAAUCAGCACAAGACGGUCCACAUUGCCUACGUUGUGGCCUGGAUAUUAAGUGUCCCUUAAAAUAACAAUGAAUAUAUGGUUGCAGGAUGUGUUUGGAAAGCAGUUUUGAGGUUCCGCGCAGACGCACUGACGUCACUGACAUCGAGGUAUCAAGAGAGAAGAGAAAGCAGCAGGAGAAAGCAACAGCGGACAGUAUCCAUAAUUGUAUCAACACCAGAGAGCUCCUUUCGCAUCUCCUGUAUUAUACGUUACCUCUACAGCAGUGCUAAGAUGGCCACCUCCUCCCCCAGUCUUGAAGAAGAUGAGAGUCUAAGGGGCUGUGAAGUUUUUGUGCAGAAAUACAACAUCCAACAGAUUCUCAAAGAGUGCAUUGUGAAUUUGUGCAUCGCCAAACCUGAGCGUCCUAUGAAAUUCCUACGGGAACACUUUGAAAAGCUGGAGAAGGAAGAAAGCAAGCAAUUCUUGGCACGACAGAAAUCUAACUCUCAAUCAGACUCGCAUGAUGAAGUUUCUCCUCCUCCUCCAAACCCAGUGGUGAAGGCCCGACGCAGGAGAGGGGGGGUCAGCGCAGAAGUCUACACAGAGGAGGAUGCAGUCAGCUAUGUCAGGAAGGUAAUCCCAAAGGACUACAAGACAAUGACUGCCUUGGCUAAGGCCAUUUCUAAGAAUGUGCUGUUUGUCCAUUUGGAUGACAAUGAGAGGAGUGACAUAUUUGAUGCCAUGUUCCCCGUCACACACAUUGCUGGAGAAACAGUCAUUCAACAAGGUGAUGAAGGGGACAACUUUUACGUAAUUGACCAAGGAGAAGUUGAUGUAUAUGUGAAUGGUGAGUGGGUGACCAGUAUUGGAGAGGGUGGCAGUUUUGGGGAGCUAGCUCUGAUAUAUGGAACUCCACGUGCUGCCACUGUUAAAGCUAAGACUGAUCUCAAGCUUUGGGGUAUAGACCGUGACAGCUACCGGCGCAUUCUUAUGGGCAGUACACUGAGAAAGAGGAAGAUGUAUGAAGAGUUCCUGAGUAAGGUGUCAAUCCUUGAAUCUCUGGAGAAGUGGGAAAGGCUGACAGUGGCUGAUGCUUUGGAGCCUGUACAGUUUGAAGAUGGUGAAAAAAUUGUGGUGCAAGGAGAACCAGGGGAUGACUUCUUCAUCAUCACAGAGGGGACAGCAUCUGUCCUGCAGCGCAGAUCUGACAAUGAGGAGUAUGUAGAGGUAGGCCGCCUUGGACCCUCUGAUUACUUUGGUGAGAUAGCGCUGCUCUUGAACAGGCCACGUGCAGCCACUGUGGUGGCCAGAGGUCCAUUGAAGUGUGUAAAGCUGGAUAGGCCACGCUUUGAACGUGUUUUAGGGCCCUGCUCUGAAAUCUUGAAGAGAAACAUCCAGAGAUAUAACAGCUUCAUCUCCCUCACUGUCUGAGCCACCACAUCCAUGGCCUCAAGGCUUGGUUACAUGAAAUAGUUCAGGAUAAUUCAGUUUACAUUUAUUUAAAGGGUUUCAGCUUGCUUCUAUGUUACUCUAUGUAACCAGGCUUCUUUUCUUGUUUUUCUUUUUGCAAUACAUUUUUUUUUAAACAAAGAUUGAAUGAUGGUAUGCAAACUGUAGGCAUUAUUCAGCAUCUUUUUGUGCAUUUUAAUUUACCUAAUUGUAUAUUGCCUUUUUGUUUAGGGUUUUGGUUCUUGCUCCAUAUUGUGUGUCACUGAAUUGGUGUGUGUGUGUGUGUGUGUGUGUGUUUUUCUGAAGACAAAUCUGAGCUAUUCAGUCGUAAUAAUAUGUUCUUAGUAAAAUCCCAUAUAAUUAGGGGAUCUAAGCAUGAACCUCAAACUUUCCCUACAGUGGAUCUCCAAUUUAUAGUAAUAUGAAAAUUAGGUUUACAGGGGUGUUGUUCUGAAGUAAGAUGUGUUUUUUUGUUUUUUUCUAUUCUGGAGAGUGUGCUUGCUGUAGCCUGAUGUUUCAUGAACACUUACUGAAAUUACUUACAGUAUUUGUUGUUUGUUGUACAAUACCAUUAUUUGGUUGAGACUUUGGUUCAGGGAAAGAGUGAUUUUAGACAAUUUACAGAUUUGAUUCUGUGUAGUGUCAAUACACAAAAUGCAAAUGAAGACAUAUUCAUUCCAUUUUUUAAAAGUCAAUAAAGAAACACACCUGAACAUCACUGCAUCUUUGUCUUUCCAUGUCUUAUCCAUCUCUCUAAAUGUUCUCACAGAAGUGGUUGAUGAAGCACAAACAGUAAAAAAUAAUUUACGUUAAAAAAAGGUGCUACAAACAUCUCUACACUCUGUUCUCUACUGGUUUUCACUUCAUUAACACAGUAUUCAGGUUUUUAUUAUCUAACUAUUGAACACUGCACAUAAUUACAAAUCAAAUCUGUUGAACAACAAAGAUGGGAAAUGAUGAAAGAUGUACAGCAACAUUAUGUUCAAAAAAGUUAAAGAGUGGUUACAAUUAUUUAAUCCAUGCAAUCAUUCAAGACAAGUAAAGUGGCUUAUUGUCAUUUCAACUAUAUACAGCUGUCGCAGUACACAGUGAAAUGAAACAACAUUCCUCAAGGACCAUGGUGAUACAUAAAACACAGAAUUACAUUAGAGUACAGAGAACUAAGACUAUACAGGAUGUUCAUGUGUGCAAAAAGAGAAAGACAGUAUGAUGAUUACUAAAACUGGACAGUAGGCACAGUGCCGCACUGACCAGUACAUGGGUCUAGUGUAGCUAAAGUGUAAGAUGUAACAGGUUGUGCAAAAGGAUAUAACAAUAUAAUAAUAGAAUGCUGUAAAUUUAACCAUAACAUACUAUCACACAGAGUUCAGCAGAUAUGCAUAAAACGUAUAUAGACAUAGCAGUUGUUGCAGUAGCAGCCAGAUAGAAAGUAUAAUACUGACAAAAAGAAAUACAAUUUUUUUUUAUAAAUACAAUGUUAGCAGCAAAAUUGUAGGGGGUCAAUACAGUAUUCUGUUCAUGCUGUAAAAUUCUUGUAAAAAGAAAAAAAAAUUGCAAUGGAAGUUGAAUGGUGUUCUGGAGUCUGAUUGCUUGGAAGGCCCAAAUGCUUUGGUACCUUUUGCCAGACGGCAGGAGGGUGCAGAGAUUGUGUGAGAGGUGCCUGGGGGCAUCCACAAUGCUGGUGGAUUUGCAGAUGCAGCAUGUAGUAUAAAAGGUGCAAUUUCCAAACCAGGCAGUGAUGCAACUGCUUUGGAUGCUCUCACUAUUCUGUCUGUAGAAUCUGGUGAGGAUGGGGGUGGGAGAUGAGCUUUUCUUAGCCUUUGCAGAAAUUAGAGAUGCUACUGGGCUUUCUUGGCUAUGGAGCUGGGGUUGAGGGACCAGUUGAGGUUCUCCACCAGCUCUUGUUGAUCUCCACAGAGGAGCCAUCAAUGUUCAGUGGAGAGUAGUCGCUCUGUACUCUCCUGAAGUCAAAACUAUCUUUUUUUGUUUUGUCCAUGUUCAAAGACUCUUGGUUAGCUCUGUAGUAGACCACUAACCGCUGCACUGCCUCUCUGUAUGCUAACUAAUAAUUUUUGCUGAUGAGAUCCACAACAGUCGUGUCUUCGGUGAACCUGAUGAUGUGAUUCAAGCUGUGCAGUGGACUAUCAUCUGAUGAGUGGUUGGGAGGAUACACAAACUGGAGGGGGUCCAGUGAGGGGGCAGCAGGGUCUUAAUGUGCCUCAUGACAUGCCUCUUGAAGCACUUCUUAAUGAUGGAUGUGAA
Molecule: messenger RNA, 3808 nt
Organism: Ictalurus furcatus (blue catfish)
Lineage: Eukaryota; Metazoa; Chordata; Actinopteri; Siluriformes; Ictaluridae
Product: cAMP-dependent protein kinase type I-beta regulatory subunit
Exons: 11
Coding region: 194-1528 (444 amino acids)
Source: RefSeq, a predicted model, not a curated record